AUGAGAAUUACCACCCCCAAAAUCGGCGACAAAAUCAACCUCAAGGAAGACUGGAAAGUCUGCUGGGAAGAUGUGCAACCAUCCGACGGCCACGAGAUAAGCCUCUGGCUAACCCACUACACUACAGACCCCGCGCAACACACCCUCCUGGACUUGGGCGUGGACCCUACCCAGCAGAGCUGCGUGACUAUUCCUGGAAAGCACAGACAUGGAAUUGAUGGCGGAGAUGAUUAUAGAGUCUGGGCGACCAGGCCUGAUCUCAAAUCGUGGCCGCCGAGUAUUCUCGCCGAGUCGGCUAACUUCCAUGUUGAUAACCCUGUGAAAAGGGAACACUGA
Aspergillus campestris IBT 28561 is the source of this 336-nucleotide messenger RNA. RefSeq lists its product as uncharacterized. The record is from RefSeq and is a predicted model, not a curated record. Lineage: Eukaryota; Fungi; Ascomycota; Eurotiomycetes; Eurotiales; Aspergillaceae. The transcript has 3 exons. Bases 1 to 336 code for a protein of 111 amino acids.